UCGAAUAGAUCCGUCGUAGAUUUAUUGGCGGAGUGAAGAGCGCCGGGGAGGAGAGAACUCCCUCAUAACCGGAUUCACAGCAGAUACCAAUAAUUCGGUUGAGCAGAAGUAACGAGAGGAACCACCGGUUAGAAUCUUUUCUUCAGGGCUUGAAAUUCUCGUUUGGGAAGUGGGGGACGAAACUCUUUAGUGAUUAUCCGAGGAUUUUCGUGGUUUUGGCUCAGUUGAAUUAUUUGUUACUAUAAAUAGUGAGGCGAGUUUGAAGUACUUUUGUGAAAGAGUGCGUUUUCCAGAGUUGUCUCGACGAGUUUGGUUUCUUGGUGAUGAAUUUGGGUUCGAGAGACUUCGUUGGAGGCUCAUUAUUUUGAAUGGAGUAAUUUGAUUCCUCCCCAAACGGAUUUUGGUUGUAUGAGUUAGCGAUGGCGAUGAAUAACAACAGCAGUGCUAAUAGUAACAGUGUGGUGAGGAAUGUGGGGGCAACUAUGCCGGUGAAUAACAGCCCUAGUAUUAACAAUUUGGGGAGAAAUGUUGGCGCAGCCUCACAUUUUGGGAAUUCAGGCGUGGUUCCACAAACAAGGCCCAUGAACCAUCACGCUCAUCUAAUCUCUCAGUCGCAACCUCAAAUACAAAGCGGGUCGCAUUUUCAAGGUCAUUUUCAGUUGUCCGAACCACAGGUGCAUACGAUGUCUCAGAUACAAUACUCACAGGUUCAUGCACAGGCAAGAGCACAGUCUGUUCAUGCACAGUUUCAAACUAAUACUCAACCUGUCCAACUACAUAGUGCUAAUGCUAGUAAUGUUAAUAUGCCACCCUCUGUUUCAACGACUGGAACUGGGAGUUCUAAGAGGCCUACCCAGAAGCCACCUUCUAGGCCUCCAGGAUCUUCUAACACUGGCGCUGGUUCACUGUUUAAAACCAUGGAGCUAACUCCAGCUGCUAGAAGAAAGAAGGCUAAGCUUCCUGAGAAACAAAUACCUGAUAACGUUGCUGCUCUUCUGCCAGAAUCUGCUAUCUAUACCCAAUUGCUCGAAGUUGAGGGUCGGAUAGAUGCUGCUCUAGCGAGAAAGAAAAAUGAUAUUCGAGAGUCUUUAAAGAACCCUUCACGCAUUCAGAAAACCCUAAGGAUCUAUGUCUUCAAUACGUUUGAAAAUCAGAAUCAAAAUAGUUCUGAUCAGAAGAAUGUACAAUCCUCUUCUUGGUCGCUUAAGAUAAUAGGGAGGAUAUUGGAAGAUGGAAAAGAUCCUGUUAUCGCCAAAGCCAUGCAGAAAUAUAAUUCUACAUAUCCAAAAUUUUCAUCUUUCUUCAAGAAAAUUACUAUAUACUUGGAUCAGAGCCUUUAUCCAGAUAACCACAUAAUUUUAUGGGAGAGUUCCCGUUCUCCUGUUUUGCAAGAGGGCUUUGAAGUGAAGAGAAAAGGAGAUAAAGAAUUUACUGCGGUGAUAAGAUUGGACGUGAAUUACACGCCUGAAAAAUUUCGUCUUUCACCAGCUCUGUCAGACGUGCUUGGAAUUGAGACAGACACCCGCUCAAGAAUUAUGGCUGCACUAUGGCAUUACGUGAAAGCUAACAAGUUACAGAAUUCAAAUGAUCCUUCUUUCUUCACAUGUGAUCCAGGUCUUCGAAAAGUGUUUGGUGAAGAGAAGGUGAAGUUUUCCACAGUAUCUCAGAAGAUAUCACAACAUUUGAUUCCUCCCCAACCUAUAAACUUACAGCAUAGAGUUAGGAUUUCAGGAAACUGUCCAACUGGAACUACAUGUUAUGAUGUCGUGGUGGAUGUGCCUUUUCCAAUAGAAAAACAAAUGUCAGCAUUCUUGGCGAAUCUGGAGAAGCAUAAAGAUAUAGAUUCCUGUGAUGAAUUGAUUACUGCUGCAGUAAAGAAGAUUCAUGAGCACUAUCGAAGGCGAGCUUUCUUUCUUGGCUUUAGUCAGUCUCCAGCCGAGUUUAUCAAUACUUUGAUAACUUCUCAAAGCAAGGAUUUAAAAAUCGCUGCUGGAGAUGCUAGCCGUCUGGCAGAGAAAGAACGUCACUCUAAUUUCUACAGUCAAUCAUGGUUGGAGGAUGCUGUCAUACGGUACCUCAACCGCAAACCUGCUGGAAGUGAUGUUCCUGGAAGCACUUAAGGGAUCCCGCUCAACAUUGGCUCCCAUUUUGAUCAACAUCAAUCUCUAAUUUGGUGACAUCGUUUCUGAUAUUUAUCUCUUUUAUCACUUCUUUCAUCUUAGGGGACUGAGUAUCUGAAAAGAUAUGGGAAUUCUGUAUUUUAACCAAUGGCUAGUUCAUGACCGGGUGACUAUCUUGCUGGGAAAAGUCAUCUUAAUUUGAGUAGAAUUAAAUAUUUCCAUGUUGUACCAUUUUUCAGCUAGAUGUUAGAAUUAUAGAUGGUUUUGCUUUUGUCUGUUCGCCAAAAGUUUCAGAUCAAACAAAUUACAUUCCAAGCUUUGCUUGGUUCUAAAUUUGCUUUAUACAGAAAACAACUCUGGCAGCUA
Messenger RNA from Momordica charantia (bitter melon), 2486 nucleotides. Its product is annotated as SWI/SNF complex component SNF12 homolog. NCBI's taxonomy places the organism in Eukaryota, Viridiplantae, Streptophyta, Magnoliopsida, Cucurbitales, Cucurbitaceae. The record is from RefSeq and is a predicted model, not a curated record.